UCUUCUCAUCUUGUUAGUUCUUCUCUCUCUCAUCUCUCUCUCUCUUCUCUUUCUUCCAUAAAAUUCCGUCGAACAUACCAAAAAGAGCUGCUAAAGCUGUAACCUUAUAAUGAAGGAGCUGAAGAUUUGACGAAAGCGCCAGAGAAAUCAAGAAAAAUCUCUGACGAUUGGUUUCUGCGACAACAAGGCCAUCAAAGGAGAUGGUGACAAACUCUUAGAACUCAGAUUGAUAUCACAUGAGAUCUGAUGCAACGUUGAACACAUGCUGGUAGGUUGGAUCUUCGAAGGACCAGAUCCAACGCCUAGCCAUUUGAUAUCAGAGAAUUCACGGAGGAUAACAAUAUGAUUGACAAAAGAAGGUCUAAAAACGUUCAGGAUGACAUUGGUGAACUCCUGAAGGACAACAAUGUUACUACACAAAGAAGUCUGAAGACGUUCAUAUUGACAUUGGUGAACUCCCAGAAGACAAAAAUGUUACUACACAUUGAUGUUCCGAAGACGUUCAGCCUAACAUUGGUGAACUCUCGGAGGACAACAACGAUACAGAGAAGACUUGAAAUUGAUGAAUCCUCCGAGGACAACCAUAUUACUGACCUGGAGAACUCCACCAACUUCAGUCUCUUUUAUAUCUAGAUGUGUAUAAACAAUGAUAAUUAAAAAAGAAACAGUCACAUCAUCACUAUUUUUCUCAGUCUCAAAUUGAUUGCCCAAAAGUUAAUGGUUUUUUA
Molecule: messenger RNA, 728 nt
Organism: Camelina sativa (false flax)
Lineage: Eukaryota; Viridiplantae; Streptophyta; Magnoliopsida; Brassicales; Brassicaceae
Source: RefSeq, a predicted model, not a curated record